AGUGCUGGCUGAGACUGCCAUACAUGGGCAAAUUUCAGCGACUCUGUGUGUAAGUGUGUGUGCUGCCGGCUGGAAUUUCGCCCUCUGACGUCACUGCCUGUUACUCUCCCAGAUUUGGGAAAAAGAAGUUUCACUUUAAGUGGGGAUUUGAAACUCUGUGAUUCUUAGAAAGCGAGGUCUGUGAUCAUCUGGUGAUUUGUUUUUGUUCCUGAAAAUAAAUCAGAUUUCUUGACUCCAGAAAGAUGUGGGGUGGCCAUAAUGAUGGUGACCAGCAAGGUCAUGUGAGUGCACGAAUGGAGACCAGCUUACCCAUGGGUACCACCAGUAUUUCUGUAUCCCAGCAACAGGCUCCUAAGAAGUUUGCUCCUGUUGUGGCUCCCAAGCCCAAGUUCAACCCCUAUAAACAACUCGGGGAUGCAACACACGAGGGAGCUGGAGACUAUCCCCCACCUCCUCCACCUGUCCUUGAGCCCAGCGGACUCCCGUCCCCUUCUAGCUUCCCACCUCCUCCACCAAUGGAUGAGGCCUCCCUUGGCUUUCAGAUAAAAGGACCUGAGAAAACUCUAGAAGAGAGACGUUCUAGUCUGGAUGCUGAGAUUGACUCCCUGACCAGUAUUCUGGCUGACCUAGAGAGCAGCUCACCGUACAAACCGCGCACGCCGCAGAAUUCUACCAGCCCAUCUGCAGCAGGCGCCAACGCCCCUGUUACAGGCUAUCGGCGCAUGGUCAUCCCAACUCAACCUCCUCUAACCGCCACUAAGAAAUCCACCCCGAAACCACAGCCCUCUCCAACCGCCCCUUCUCCAGCUUCCUCUUCUCCACGGCCUCAAUACCAGCCCGCUCCCCAACCUGUCCCGGCUUCCUACACCACCGCCUCUACUCCGAGCCAGCCCACCUUCAAUGUUCAGGUCAGGGCCGCCCAACCCGGCCCCCAGCAGCAGCCGGUCCGCGGUCCAGCCCAGGUGCAGUACAUGCCGGCUCAACCCAGAGGCCCUGAUUUUGCCUACGGGCCUCCGCAGCCGGGAUUCUGCCCUGCUCCGUCUGGAGGCUACCAGGAUCAGCAUUAUGGUGGAGCUCCUGCUUAUGGAGGUCAGAACACAUGGAGAGCUGAGCCAAGUCACCAUGCCGCUCCUCCACCCAGUCAAGGGUACCAACCCGCUCCUCCAAAAAAAACCUACAUCACUGACCCACCUGCCAGCCUGGCACCCUUCGGCGGUGGGUCUUCUGCUCCUCAUAAGGGUCGUCCUGAGGAGGAACUGGACCGUCUGACAAAGAAGAUGCUGUAUGACAUGGACAACCCCCCAUCUGAGGAGUAUUUUGGACGCUGUGCAAGCUGUGGGGAGAAUGUGGUUGGUGAGGGGACGGGUUGUACCGCCAUGGACCAGGUCUUCCACGUGGACUGCUUCAUCUGCAUGACCUGCGGUUCCAAGCUCAGAGGGAAGCCCUUCUAUGCCGUGGAAAAGAAGGCCUACUGCGAACCCUGCUAUAUCAACACCCUGGAGACUUGCAACAUAUGUAGUAAGCCCAUAAUGGAGCGUAUCCUGCGGGCGACUGGGAAGGCCUAUCAUCCCCAGUGCUUCACCUGUGUGGUCUGCCAUCGGAGUCUGGACGGCAUUCCCUUUACUGUGGACGCCUCUAACCACAUCCACUGCAUCGAAGACUUCCACAAGAAAUUUGCCCCUCGUUGCUCUGUGUGUACAGAGCCCAUAAUGCCAGCACCCGGCCAGGAGGAGACUGUGCGUAUUGUGGCCUUAGACCGUGACUUUCAUGUGCAGUGCUAUCGUUGUGAGGAUUGUGGCUGUCUUCUUUCUGAGGGAGACAACCAGGGUUGCUACCCUCUGGAUGGCCAUGUUCUCUGCAAAACCUGCAACACCAGUCGCAUCCAGGCCCUCACCGCCAAGGCCACGACUGACCUCUGAGUAACACAUAUCUACAAGCAGGUCCCUAAUAUCCCUGCGUUCAUCAAAUCCUGAGAAACACCAUAUCCUGUCACAUCACUGCACACGAAUAUUUAUGCUCAGACAAAUGCACAUGUACACAUAAAGCUGUCAUUCCACUUAAGGGGCCACGACUUGUCUUGUCGCUCAUGCACCUCCACACACUGUGCCUUGUAUUAAACUUGCACUCAUUUAUUCUGUCCAACCAGUUUUAUUAGCAAAUAUGUAUUCACCAGGGCCCGCUACAGCUGCUUGUAAACACGUAAAUGUGUCAGCCUUAACAUAUAGAGCAAGACUGUUAGAUUCUAACUGAGCUGUUUAAGAACAGAACAUCAUAGAAUCAUCUCUAAAAAGGGACCAUGCUGUACGAUCGAUAUGUAUUCCAGUAUGUAUCUAACCUUCGGCUAUCAAUCCAUCCCAAAGGUGAAAUCAAUUAAAAUACACUUUCACAUAAAGCUACUAGUUACACAUGUAGACACACAAGUACACAUUCUUUGCAAUGGCUUUAGCAAAUAACGCAGAUACAAAAAUAAUUCGCUUAUUAAACGUAUUUUUGAAUCUUCUUACGGCGGCUGUGAAAUUGGAGGUUUCAUGUUUGCUAAGGUACAAAAAGUCGGUGUAGAAAGACCUGGACCUUCACCUUGACUCAUGCAUCACACCUGCUUAAUCAGUAUGUUUUUGUGCACAUACUAUACAGGUGUAUGUUUGUGAAUGCAUGACCUUUCGAUUUAAUUUCUGAAUCACCCUUUGAGAUGAAAGUUACCAAAGAGCUACAUUUACUUUCUCUGGGACAGCGUGUUAUGUAUAUUAUUGUAUGCUUAUGAAAUCUAAUGGGAGGAGUAUUUUAUCCUUUAAGGACUGUGAAUGACCUUCAGUAGCUCAGAAGCCUAAAUACGUUGUGGUUCAUUCAGUGCGGUUUCCUGUUUCUUCCUCAGUGUACCGCUUCAAUUCACAAGAAUUUAGCAAGAAAUAUUCUGCGCUUGAAACUUUUUUUGUGGUUUGGUGUUUUUUUUUUUUUCAAAU
Molecule: messenger RNA, 2960 nt
Organism: Labeo rohita (rohu)
Lineage: Eukaryota; Metazoa; Chordata; Actinopteri; Cypriniformes; Cyprinidae
Gene: lpp
Product: LIM domain containing preferred translocation partner in lipoma
Exons: 11
Coding region: 243-1919 (558 amino acids)
Biological process (GO): cell-cell adhesion
Cellular component (GO): focal adhesion; stress fiber
Source: RefSeq, a predicted model, not a curated record